Messenger RNA from Amyelois transitella, 1106 nucleotides. RefSeq lists its product as uncharacterized. The transcript is spliced from 5 exons. Lineage: Eukaryota; Metazoa; Arthropoda; Insecta; Lepidoptera; Pyralidae. The coding region runs from base 1 to 681 and encodes 226 amino acids. The record is from RefSeq and is a predicted model, not a curated record.
AUGACUCUUUUAACCGUAAUUCUGGCUGUGUGGCUGAAUAUUCAGUCGACCGAAGCCUUCGGAAUAUCGUCGUUCGGAAAAGCGAACACAGACCCGCCAAAACCGCCCACAACGACGCCAGCGCCGGAAAAUGAUACUUUUUUGCGAAUCGAGAUGUGGUGCAAGCGGCAAGCGGCGUCAGCCUUCGUAUCCUUGAUACUGGCUGGGUUGACUGGGGUGUCGUAUGAAGCCCUCACCACCUUUGGCAAGAGCCAAGAUCCACCGAAAGAAAUAGCACCUACGACUCCACCAGCUCGCCCGUGCUCCAGACAAGCCGAAUGUGCAGGUAUUAGCAGCAGCUCUUGCGUGAGAACGCACUACGACCCGGCCACGAGAUGCCUUUGCGGUGACAACUCCUCACCCGUGAACGGCCAGUGCGAGUCUCAGGCUAAAAGUCUAUACCACGUGUGCUCGAACAGCGACGAAUGUAACGAGGGUCUCAUCUGCGGAGCCCCCAAUGUGACCAGCGCAUCCCCGCCACACAUGAAAGUAUUCUCGCCGCAAGACAAAAUAUGCCUGUGCGACUCCGAAAACGGAUUUAAAGAGAAAGAUCAUACGUGCAGCGAUGCUGACAUUCUGAAAACCUCGAUGUUCGCCAUUUUCGUCGUAGUCUGCAUCAGAAAUUCCGUUUUAAGUUAUUAAGAAUAAUUAUAUCAUAAGAUUACGAGCCUUUCUUAUUUUUCAACUUUGUUUUAAGUAAAAUGAUUUAUUUCAAUGAGGGCAGCACUGCGCCGUUGAAAAAUGUGAAACGGCUCGGUCAUUUAUUCAUCCGUUUGAAUCAAUAUUCUGUUUUAUUAAUUUAAUAUGUUAUUGUUUUAUGAAAGAAGACGCGGGCACAUCACUACUUAUAGCGCCAUCUUGUAUCAAAUAGUAGAAAUAAGAAAGCAUUCGCAACCUGCUUGUAGAGCCAUUUCAACAUAAAGUUAGCGACUACUAGGAAAUAUUUAUAAGUGAAAUUCAAUCCAUACUUUCUCGACCAAAAUUGAAAUUUUGCACAGAUAAUAUCAUAAUAUCAGAAGUGUUAAGAAGUAGUUUUUUCGUUGCUUUCAUAAUUUAUGUAAAAUUAA